CACACAACAACAACAACAACAACAACCAGUGGCUCAUGCUGACUGCUGAUUCCUCAGGUUUGUCAAAAAGCCCGAACCUCCCACAACAAACCAGGAAGUAGCCGACUCCACCUCCCUGUGGAUAAAGAGUCUCUGAAGCCCCAACAGGUGUCUCCACAACGGGUCUGACGAUGCCUCCGGACGCCUGCCAGCAGCCUGCGCAGCACUCGCGCCUGCUCCGGCUCUACUCUGCCUUGUUCUACGCCGGCAGCUCGUUCGUCAUCACCGUGGUGAACAAGACCGUGCUGACGAGCUUCAGGUUCCCCUCCUAUUUGUGCAUGGGAAUUGGCCAGAUGAUCGCCACUCUUGUUGUCCUUUAUGCUGCCAAAAUGAGCAAAACAGUCCAGUUUCAAGAUUUUGACAGAACUAUUCCCUUAAAAAUUUUCCCUCUUCCUUUGCUCUAUGUUGGGAACCAUAUAACCGGACUGGCGAGCACAAAGAAACUCAGUUUACCCAUGUUUACAGUAUUACGGAAAUUCACCAUAUUGAUGACAAUGAUCUUGGAAGUAUUUAUUCUAAGAAAAACAUUCUCAAAGCGUCUUGUGUACAGCGUUGUGGCCAUUGUCUUUGGUGCCAUGGUCGCUGCAAGUUCAGACCUGGCCUUUGAUGUGGAGGCCUACUCUUUCAUCCUGCUCAAUGACGCCUUCACUGCUGCCAGCGGCGUGUACACCAAGAAGAAACUUGGCACCGAGGGCCUUGGGAAGUACGGUCUCUUGUUUUACAACGCACUACUCCUCGUCAUCCCCACGCUCUUGGCAAGCGCAUAUACUGGAGAUUUACACAUGGCGCUCACGUUUGAGGACUGGGUUGAAGCCCCUUUUGUUUUUUGUUUCCUCACAUCCUGCUUCAUGGGAUUUGUGCUGAUGUAUUCCAUAGUCCUGUGCAGCUAUUAUAACUCAGCACUUACUACAACAGUAGUCGGGGCAAUAAAGAAUGUGGCAGUAGCUUAUAUCGGCAUCUUUGUGGGCGGCGACUACCUGUUCUCUUGGACAAACUUCCUCGGUCUCAGCAUUUGUAUGUCAGGUGGACUGAUAUACUCGUAUCACACCUUUAAAGAAACAUCCGCUGGAAGCAACGCAGAAGGAGCACAAGAGCUGAAGAUUCGCAUCGGAGAGGAUUCAACAGGGAAGCCCUCUGCUAACUAAAUGGACAAUAUUUUAUCACUCACCCCCGGGUGGCAUUGUUCUGCUCCAUAUUGGAGCAUAAUUAUAGUUUUUACUCUUUCACUUUUAUGGUAAAUGAACUGUACUUGUAUUGCGCUUUUCUAGUCUUCCAACCACUCGCAGCACGUUCACACUACAUGUCAUCAUUCACUUUUACCCAUUCAUACACCGCAGGCACAUUCAUGCAGGCACAGCUUGCAGGAGCAAUUUGGGGUUAAGUGCCCAGAUCGACUUUGACUAGCGGACCUGGGGAUCGAACCGCUGAUCAUGACGACUGUGCUCUACCGCUUUAUGUUCAUGUGUAUUGGCAUUGAUGCAAUAUACUGCUUUGAAUUCACUUCUCAAUCAAGACGUUCAAUUUCUGGGUCCGGUUCGGUGAAUGUUUAUUGAAAACCAACAAUUGUAUGACAGUGUGGACAGCCUGUCAGAGAAAUUUUAACUUU
This is a messenger RNA of Cyclopterus lumpus (lumpfish), 1645 nucleotides long. It is a transcript of the gene slc35d2, whose product is annotated as solute carrier family 35 member D2. NCBI's taxonomy places the organism in Eukaryota, Metazoa, Chordata, Actinopteri, Perciformes, Cyclopteridae. The transcript is spliced from 13 exons. Gene Ontology annotation, cellular component: Golgi apparatus. The record is from RefSeq and is a predicted model, not a curated record. Gene Ontology annotation, molecular function: antiporter activity; GDP-fucose transmembrane transporter activity. The coding region runs from base 171 to 1184 and encodes 337 amino acids.